CUAACCUCCGCCGCCGGAGCUGCGGGCUCCCUCUGUCUAGCCCCGCUCCUGUGUCUCUGGACGUCUAGUCCUCAGGAGUUUAUCCCGUGAAAAACACUCCAAAGGAAUUGCUGACAGUUUGUGGAAAGAAGUUACAGUGACUGUGGCAAAAGAAAAGCUGAACAGCAGCAGCACAAGUAUCAAUCAAUCUAGAAAAAAAACUUGCAUGCAGCCUUUGAAGAAUAGGAGGUGGCUCUGGGGAGGAGGGCUCUUCCCUAUUAUAUAUAUUGAGAGCUGAACUUUAUGCUCAUGAGCAAAAGCACAAGGCAAGCACGCAGAAUGUGAAUCACUCCGUGUGGUCCAGCAAAUCAGAACCAAAGCCUACUUAAGAAGACAAAAGUGCUCUUCAAAGAAGGCUAGUUCUGUCUUUGCUUUCUUCUUAUUACUGGGAGCUGAGAAAUAAAAGCCAAAGCGGAAUAAAAUGCCAGCUAAAGGCAAAUACUUCUUUAAUGAAAACGAAGACUGCAAGAUAACAGACCCACUUUAUGAGAAGUACCGCUACACAAGCCAGCAGCAUCCGCUUCUUCUCCUGCUACUCUUCAUUGCAAUUACUUUCUGUAUUGCGCUAAUUGUAAUAUUCUUUGUCGAUUCUAAAUAUCGACAUCUUGGCUUCAUUAUUGUAGUAUGUACUGCUCUUGUAAUAUUUGCAGUCAUAUACUUGCUUGUAUGCAUUGAAUCCUUAUUUCGGAGAUGGCUGAAAUUAUUUGGGAUUUUGAUUUGGAUCUGCUUCCUGACCAUAGGAUGUGUGUCAGUUUUUGAAAACGGAAAUGUUCAUUUAUUCUAUGCGUGGGAACAGGUACCAUUCUUUCUGUUCAUCAUCUUCACAGUUUAUACUAUGUUACCCUUUGGGAUGAGAGAUGCAGCCAUCAUCAGUGUCCUUUCUGCAGUGUUGCACAUUGUAGCCCUAAGCAUUGCAGUGACUGUAUAUUCGGAAACAAAUCAAUAUCUCAAAUUUCAGUUAUUUGCCAAUGCUGUAAUUUUUCUUUGUGGUAAUUUGAUGGGUGCAUUUCAAAAGUAUCGGAUGCAGGAUGCUUCAUGGGAUUUGUACACAUACACUUUUAAGUGCAUUCAAGUCCGAAUGAAACUGAAGAUUGAAAAGAGGCAACAAGAAAACUUGCUUUUAUCUAUACUGCCGGCUCAUAUCUCAAUGGAAAUGAAACUAGCCAUCAUAGAACGACUGAAGGAAACUAAUGAUGACAGGCAAAUGCAUGAUAACAAUUUCCAUAAUCUUUAUGUGAAAAGGCACCAGAAUGUUAGCAUCCUGUAUGCAGACAUUGUAGGAUUCACUCGUCUGGCUAGUGAUUGCUCUCCGAAGGAGCUGGUAGUGAUGCUGAAUGAGCUCUUUGGGAAGUUUGAUCAAAUUGCAAAGGAAAAUGAAUGCAUGAGAAUAAAAAUUUUGGGCGACUGUUAUUACUGUGUCUCAGGCCUACCUGUGUCCUUACCAGUUCAUGCCCGGAACUGUGUGAAAAUGGGACUUGACAUAUGUGAAGCUAUAAAACAAGUGAAAGAAGCUACUGGAGUGGAUAUCAGUAUGAGAGUUGGUAUCCAUUCUGGGAAUGUGCUUUGUGGUGUGAUUGGAGUCCGGAAAUGGCAAUAUGAUGUGUGGUCUCAUGAUGUUUCCUUAGCUAAUCGUAUGGAAUCCUCAGGAAUACCUGGCCGGGUACACAUCACUGAGGCAACGCUAAAUCACCUAGGCAAAGCUUAUGAAGUAGAAGAAGGGAAUGGACACCUAAGAGACCCAUACCUUAAAUCAAUGAACAUCAAAACCUACUUGGUGAUUGACCCAAGGUCUAAACAGCGAACAUCGAAUAAUCAUCUCCCUAAGACACGAGUGAACGAUGGGCUGAAGAUGCGAGCCUCUGUCCGUAUGACACGUUAUUUGGAGUCCUGGGGAGCAGCCAGGCCCUUUGCCCAUCUGAACCACAGAGAAAGUGUGAGCAGUGAAUCGUCAACUCCAAGUAGGAAGCAAAGAAAGGAGAUACAUUUGAAUUCUACAGGUCGUCAAAAGACUUCAGAUAGAAAUAUGUCUCAGAAGGGAAGGAUGGAAGACGAUACUUAUGAUGAAAUGAUGUCAACCAUUGAGGGUCUCAAUUCCAUUAUACCAUGGUGUAAUAAAUCAGAUUACUUCUAUAGAGGCUCGCUGUUUUUUGUAGAAAAAGGACUGGAAAAAGAGUAUCGUACCAUCCCCAUCCCUGGACUGAGGAGUUACUUUGCCUGUGCUAGUUUUGUCUUGCUCUGUAUAUUUGUGAUACAGAUGUUGGUCAUGCCAAAAAAAGAAAAAAUAGCAUGUUCAUUUGGAAUUGUAGCCAUCUUAAUUCUGCUUAUUUUGUGUGUGUGUUUUGCUAAUAAAUGCCUGAAAUGCUGCUCAGAACACUGGCCUUCUACACACCACCUUUGUGCUAUUCUGGAUAAGGUGGAAACAGUGCCUCUAGUGAGAGUCCCAUUGGCAGUCAUCACUAUCGGUGCUUUGCUGAUCAUAGCUAUUUUUAAUUUGCCUACUGAAAAAUGCACAACUGUGGACACUUCUGGAUUGUAUAUUAAGGAUGUCACCUUGCCUUAUUAUACUUCUUGCUGCAUACUAGGGUUCAUUGCUUGCUCUGUAUUCCUUCGGAUGAGCUUUGAACUCAAAGUUCUCCUUCUGUCCAUCGCUGUGACUGUCUACAUCAUCAUCUUUAGUAACCACCAGAAUUAUCCGAACUGGAGUUCAGGCUGCCUCAAUGACACCAAUAACACAAGGCUUUUCAUCAAAGAUCCAGUAGUGAUGACUAACUUAUACCUGGCUUUGUUUUACGUAACUCUGAUACUAUUUUCAAGACAGAUUGAGUAUUACUGUCGAUUAGAUUGCCUGUGGAAGAAUAAAUUUAAAAAAGAACAUGAACAAUUUGAAACCAUGGAGAACGUAAACAGGCUCUUGCUAGAAAAUGUUCUUCCAGCACAUGUUGCUGCUCAUUUCAUUGGUGACAAAUUAAAUGAGGAUUGGUACCAUCAGUCUUAUGACUGUGUCUGUGUCAUGUUUGCAUCAAUACCUGAUUUUAAGGUGUUUUACACCGAAUGUGAUGUCAAUAAAGAAGGACUGGAGUGCUUACGACUGCUGAAUGAAAUUAUUGCUGAUUUUGAUGAGCUGUUGUUAAAACCUAAAUUUAGUGGUGUUGAAAAAAUCAAAACCAUUGGAAGCACUUACAUGGCAGCAGCAGGCCUCAGUGUCGCACCAGGCCAAGAAAACAAGCAGGACAAGGAGAGACAGCAUGCUCAAAUUGGGAUCGUGGUGGAGUAUGGAAUUGCCUUGAUGAGUAAACUGGAUGGCAUCAACAGACAUUCCUUUAACAAUUUCCGCUUACGUGUUGGGAUUAACCAUGGGCCUGUAAUAGCAGGUGUGAUCGGGGCUCGUAAACCCCAGUAUGAUAUCUGGGGCAACACGGUCAAUGUUGCUAGCCGAAUGGAGAGUACUGGGGAACUUGGAAGAAUUCAGGUUACAGAAGAGACAAGCAAAAUAUUACAGGGACUGGGAUAUUCAUGUGAAUGCAGGGGACUCAUUAAUGUCAAAGGAAAGGGAGAACUAAGGACUUACUUUGUGUGUACAGAUACAGCCAAGUCACAAGGUAUUGGAUUGAACUGAGUCUGUAACGAAGUUUGUCAAAAUGUGUUUUGAGCCAACACUGCCCUUCUGUGAAGUCUUAGAAUUUUUCUCCUUAUGUGAAGGAGAUUAUUUCAAAUGUAUGUGUACUACUGAUGAUUCCUCCACAUCUCAAGGGAAGAGUCUUUAAAAGACGUCUGAAAGUGCCUAGAAACAACUGUUGGACUGCCUGUUUCUGAGAUAAAUUCCAGAAAAAUCCUAAAAUUAUUUGCAGCAUUUUCUAAUAUUUCCUUUCCUACAUGCAGUCAAGGAGAUGAAAGGCCCUUGCUAGCACAUAUAGUUGCAGAUGUACUAUUUAACUAAUUUCCUUAUUAAAACAGCUAUUAGGAAAAACAUCUUGUCAGGGUAGUUAAGCACUGGAAUAAAUUGCCUAGGGAGAUUGUGGAAUCUCUGUUCUUGGAGGUUUUUAAGAACAGCUUAGACAAACACCUGUCAGGAUUUAUCUAGUUAUUACAUAGUCUUGCCUUUAGUGCAGGGAACUGGAUGCUAUUACCUCUUAAGAUCUUUUCCAGCUCUAUAUUUACGAUUCAGUAAUUCCACUGCCUCAUAGCUUGUUAGAUCUGCUAGCAGUGUUGCAUGUGUCAGAGACAUUUGGACCAUUCACAUAUGCAUGGACUUUAGGGCAAAGGUGUUUUCAUGCCAAAGAUUGUUGAAUAAGGGAGGGCACAAAUGAACUACAGUUUAUUACAUGGUUAUUCUACUCUAGCUCCUUUUGGAAAGAGUAAUUUGCACAAUAAUGCACAUUCCCUUGCCCCUGGAUGCCUUUUCCACAAACUCAGGCCUCUUCUAUAGCUUACAUGUAAAAACUUUUCUUAAUCAGCAGUUGUACAGGAAAUGAAUUUUGGCUAAAGUUGGUUCAAAAUACCUCUGUUAUGGAUACAACCUAUGUUGCUCUCUUUUCCCUAUACCGAGAGACAAAACAUAUUUCAUUUCUUAGAUGAGAUGAAAACAACUGUUUUAGUAUGUAUUGGAAGUAAGCCACUUUGACCUUCAGAAUUGAUCUUCUGACUUUGAAGAAAUCCAGACUAUUUCCAGAGAACAAAAGCCCAUUUAGGGAUAUAUGCACGUUGGAGAGAAACAGUGAAUGUUAGUAGCAUAGAAAUUUAUUAUAUUCAUUGCAAUCAUGCCAUUUGACUUUGUGUAUUUACACUGUUUUGUGAGAUUCUCUAGCUUGGUUUCAAUUGCUUGGAUGAGGCCUGUCCCUCAAUCUGUUGACUUGCUUCUGAAUUUCUAUCCCAACUUUUUUCUUGUUAUUUUGCAUUAAAUGUAUUAGUAUGUAUUAGUCAGGAUUUGGUGCUUAUGAAGAUGAAGUAUGAACUGUAUUUGCCUGUCAGGCAGGAUAGCAGCGGCAAACUUUGCUUAACAGAUCUUUCAAUGCACCUUAAUUCAGCUGGCAGCUCUUCUCCUUCUAGGACAUUUCUCUUGACAAGAAACAGCCACUCAAAUUGUGUAGUGUGGUACAGGCAAAUACAAGACUAAAUUUAUUUUUUUAAUUUGUGACUGAAGGCAAACUUAAACCAAUGUGGCACUGACCUUUGAGGACCCUUCUCCAAGCUAAUCACCUAUGUCUCUGUUUUCAGAGCUGUGCCUGUUUAAAAACAUAUCCCAUGUCUGAGAUCUUCAUAAGUUUGACAGUGUUAUCAGUAAAUGUAAUUUUCCUUGUUGUGUUCUGUGUGGAAUACAUAACCUCAACAUUUAUUUCAUUUGACCCAUUUUGCACUAGCAUUCUUAAAAGAUUUGGGACAGCUCUGGAAAUAAGAAUAACUAAUCAAGCUGAACUUCAUAUUGCAAAGGUUCCCCAAAAACUUGAGGCAAAUAUGACUUGAGGCCACUAUUUCUGUCGAGUAAGCAUACAACUGAUUUGCAUCAUUUUACUGCUAGUGAGGUGUCUACUUCACAAGAAAAGUAUAGAUGUAUAUUUCUUAAAAAUUAAUGUACAUUUAUAUACAAGUAUGUGUUUUGGACUAAUUAGCUAUUUAUCAGAAAGGGCACCUCCUGUUUAAUUAGCUCUUCAGAACCAGAAAACUUUAACAUUUUAGUAGUAAUACCUACAACAAGAGGGGUAUGUGUUUUUCUUCACGGAAAUUCUUGGCAAAACAUUUUUUCUGAACAAGGUAGAAUUUUACAUACAUUAUUAUAGUUAUAAUAUAUAACUUUAAGACAGGUCACCAAAUGUUUUUUUUCUGUUAGUACACUGAGCCCACGGGCAAAUUUUUAAAACAGACUAGCCAAUAUGGGUAUGUCUACACUGGUACCCUCUUUUGAGAAAGGGAUGCAAAUUAAUAAGGCUUGAUAAUUAACAUAAUCUACUUGCCUGUGGAGAGUAGAUUUUAGCCUGGCACGGCUGCGCAGUGCAGUCAGUGCAUGCGCAGCAUGCGGUAGCACGCAUCUGGUGAGCGCUGCAAAUGAAGCCGGGAUUUAAAUAUCCCGCCUUUCAUUUGCAUAUCUGCGUUAUGGCGCUAUUUCGAAAUGACAGCCGCUGUUGAGAUGCAGCUAUUUCGAGAGAAAACCUCUCUCUCAAAAUAACUGGUAAACCUCAUUGUAUGAGGAAUAAGGGUUAUUUCAAGAGAAGCGUUUUCCCUCGAAAUAACCGCGUCUUAUUUUGAAAAGCACUAUUUCAAAAUAGUGCCAUAAUGUGAAUAUGCAAAUGAAGCAUGGGAUAUUUAAAUCCGUUUCAUUUGCAAUUUUGAAUGUCUUCAUUUGCAUCCCUCUCUCGAAAGAGGGUGCAAGUGUAGACGUACCCUAUAUGUAUGUAUGUGAUAAGAGCUUGUAUUUUGUGCGCUUGUUAUUACUCUGCAUCGGUACACACAUUCUGAAUGCUCAAUUUAGAUAGUUUUUAGAUAUAGCACUAACCUGAAUUUUAUCUGACUGCCUUUGUGAUUUGCGUAUUUACGGCUGGAUAGGUUUGUUUAAAGCCUUGAUCCUUUUUAAAGAUAACACAGUUUACAAAACUAACAAAUUUUAUUAUUUAUUAGUACAGAAGGAUGUGUGAGAAUCACUUUUAUAGUGGAAAUGUUUUAUCAAACAGGCUCCUGAGAGAUACUCCACUUAGUUUAUUCAUCAGGGGCAUUAGUAAAAGUUAUAGUUAAUCCACUUCUGUUAGUUUAAUGUUAAAUUUUUUCCUUUAAAGUUUAUUCGGGUGAGUAUAAAUAGCUUUAGCUAUGGCCCUUCAAUGAACAAUUUUUUUCUACUAUACAUCAUUAUGUCAAGAUAUACCACAAAAUUUUGCUUGUGAGGAAGAUAGUGUCUCUAAAACAAAGAUAACUGAUAUUUGAGUAUAAAUAUUUAUCAGGAAAGGACUUUUUUUUCCUCCAUUGACUAGUCAUUGUGACUAGAAUGUGAAGUGGUUAAAAUAAAUCUAAGUGUUAUUUUGUUAGUAUACAGUGCUAUGACUGGAUGACUUAUUACGCCUCACAUUUGCCAAUAUUUCAGUUUUAGUUAAGGGCACAUAACUCCAAAUUGUCUCUAACAAUCUUUUACAUGCACCAUUGCUAUUUUCUAAUUACUGUGUAAUUUCUUUGAAAGUGCCUGUUUCAUGAUGGGAACAAAUCAGUGUAUUAAAAACGGUUAAUGAGGGUGGUAGGUCAAAACUGCUUUUGCUGUAGUCUCCUACAGAUAGUAGUAUAUUAAAUAACUUUAGUUUGAGGUUGGCUGUUUCCUUUUUGGCAGCAGAUUCAUAAUAUAUUAACUAGUUAAUACUUAAAUUUCUAGCUAAUAAACAGGUCAGUGUAAUUCAUUUUGUAUACUUUUUUAGUAUCUUAUUGCAUUUAUAUUAUUUCUGAUAGCAGGCAUUUAACUAAGCAUGCAUUCAAAGAUAUUUAUUUUUAUUUUUUUACAAAAAGUUUGACUACUGCUGCCUAGGUUUAAUUCAGCAGUCUGUGAUCAGUAUCUUAAAGACCAUACUGCCUCAAUGUGUUGAAUUGUGAAGUUUGCUUAUGGACUGAGCUUAUUCUGAAAUGAUGGUGCUGUCCACAGUAGCGCUAGAGAUUUAGAUACAAUUAAGAUGUGAAACUAAACCAUGUCUAACAACAUUCUGAACUACUUUGUAUUGCCAUUUCAAGCUAGUAACAUGCUGCUUGGGCAUAGCUGAGUCUUAAUUAUAUGGGACUAGAAGAAGUAGGGUUGUGUCUUUCUGUUACUGGUUGUAUCCCUAUAGGAUUUUAAAGGGAAAUUAUCUAAUUAAAUUUCAAAGAGCAGUAUGACUUUGAGGAUAGAAAGUGCAGUUAAAUAUUCUACAGUUUCACCUUAUUAUAUAUAUUAUCCAUUCACAGAAACAUUAGAAAGUGAAUGUAAAGCCAUGGAUACUGGGGAGGGGAGAAUUGUUAAGGUAGUUGGAUUGACUUAUAUGUUUUUAAACAGUUUAGAAAAUUGAAGAAUGAUUGUCUUUAAACACAAAAUGCCAAUUUAUCUAAUUUAAAGCUCAUUAUAUAUUGUAACAUUUAAUGAUGAAGUCAGUUAUCUAUUGCACACAGAGAACAAACUUAAAAAUAAAGAACUUUCU
Messenger RNA from Pelodiscus sinensis (Chinese soft-shelled turtle), 8174 nucleotides. RefSeq names its product adenylate cyclase 7 (gene ADCY7). Gene Ontology annotation, cellular component: plasma membrane. NCBI's taxonomy places the organism in Eukaryota, Metazoa, Chordata, Testudines, Trionychidae. Gene Ontology annotation, biological process: adenylate cyclase-activating G protein-coupled receptor signaling pathway; intracellular signal transduction; cAMP biosynthetic process. The record is from RefSeq and is a predicted model, not a curated record. Gene Ontology annotation, molecular function: adenylate cyclase activity.